GCUGCAGCUCAUUUUCAAACCACAGUAUUUUAUAUAUAGUAACUUAGAAUAUAAAGUUUGUUGUAAUGAAGUUCUUUAUGUGUUUUUGGUAACUUAUGCAGUAACUAUUACUGUCAAACAAAUCUACUGAGGUAAAAAGUUGUAGUAAAGUAAGAGGUAACGUAGUAACAGCAAAUAAUCACGUGAAGUAAAAAUACCUCAAAGUUACUCAUGAAUUAGAAAGUAUAUAAAGUUACUUUCCAUCACUAUCUAUUAUGGUAUGCACUCUUUAGCGUUGUUUGGGUUUCUUUGGGCUCACCGCCUCCACUUCCCGCCAUGCACCGCGGUGAAGCGGUGUCCGUGGCAACAGCACAGGAAGUGGCGCCAACUGUUGAAAACCUGUCACUCACGCUGAAGGAGACUUGACAUUAACUUCCACCGCCUCCGAGACUAAAGCGGCAGAAACAACCCGAGACGCUGCUCCUGUAAAACACCGCUGCUUCUAAAACAUGUCGUCGGUGAGAGUGGGACGCUCACAACAACACAACAAAGGGAAAAGGCCUGUUCGUCCCAAGAAGGCAGCAGCUCCCAGAAGAGAGUGGGUGAGCACUGUCAGUGACCUGUCUGUGCACAAGCUGACACCUGCAGAGCUGAGUCAUCGGCAUGAGAUUCACAAGUCGCACAACAAGGCCGCGGCUCAGUGGGAACUGAGAGAGAAAGCUCUGACACGCCGCUUCGGACACGGCAGGAGUCCUGCCCCUCUGGAACCCGCCAGCCUCAGCAUCAUCAGGGAGGUCUUCUCAGACCAGCUGCUGCUGCAGGAUGUGCUGGCCCGCUCGGACAGAGCCAUGGCUGUGGUCAAGGAUUUGUUUGGAGAUGCUCCUCGCAGGCACACUGGGCAUCCGAGUGUGACCAUGGCUCCAAACUGUGACUCUGACUCAGAACUGCCUGUUCUCCAGAGACCAGAUCCUCCGACUCAGUUGUGCCUCCUCAGCCAGUCUAUGAUGGACCAGCAGGCUCUUAAUGAACUUCAAGACUCAGAGGAAGACCACAGUGAUGAAGAUGCAAAUCCCUCUGGCAGUUCAAACUAUCAUGUAAUCAGAAGGGCCAAUGUGAGAAAAAUGAAGGCACACUCUCGGGGUAAAGUGAAACAGCAGCAGAAAGCCCAACAUCCCGUCGCUGACCAUGGAGACAGAGAUCAUGUUCUUUCAACCCCCUGCACAUCAGGGAGAGCACCAGAUCAAACAGCUCUAAAUGCCACAUUGGCUGUUCAGCGUGUUCGGACCAGACAGAGCCAACCAGAGGAAGACGAGGAGGAACCGUCUGUCCUGGUUUCUCAAGUGCUGAACCCUGAAAGGCCUCUCAGCCAAUCAGGAAGGAUCCGCACUAGAACCAGCAGGACCAGGAAGUGUAUUUCUCUGAGCUCAGAGCUGAACGGCUCCUGUGUUGCUUCUAUCAGUGGGAACCAGUCGAGUCUGGGUCUGCUCCAGUCCAUGUUGGGUCAGGUGGAGGCCGACUUGGACACGAUGAGUCCUGACACAGAACCAGGAUCAGCACAGAGUCCAAACCAGCACAGAACACAAGGCCUCACUGGGUUCUCUGUUGCACUGAUCUCCACGGUCGGACGUUUAGUGCACCACCUCAAAAAGACGGACGAGAAAGUUCAUAAAGAGUCUGAGGAGAGGAGAAAACUGGAGGAGGAGCUGAGAGCGCAGCGCGGCCUGAUUGAUGCUCUCACUGCAGAGACCAUGACUCUGAGAGAAGAGGCUGCCGCCCUGCAGGCAGGGCUGCUGCAGCGGACCACAGAGCUGGAGCAGAAGCUGGAUGCAGUGGUGUUGUUGAUUGGGGGACUUGGACUCCUGGAGGCACACACAGACCCACCCCGAGACUCUGAUGUCAAAGCUGCAGUUUGUCAGUCUGUGCUCGUUCCUGAGCGAAUACAAGCAUCUGCUUCUCCCGCCGUCCUGCUCUCGCCACCUCGACAGAGCGACAACUGGCAACAUAUUCCUGUGACUCACCCCGUACCGGUGCAGCAGCAGCUUCUUCCUGUAGAUAACCUCCGCUCCUUUGAGGACAUCCAGGCCCUGUUCUCAGCCUCCAGCCUCACCAGCCUCCCUCUCACCAGCCUUCCCUCGUCUUCCUCACUCUCACUGACGUCCUCCGACCCGCUCAGCUCACAGCUCCCUCCAGAGGCCUUGCUGGCUGAGAUCGCUCAGCUGAGCAGGCAGAACGAGCUGAUAUGGGCCCAGCUGAGUCAGGCUAAGAGCCUCAGCUCGGGUGGCGGAGGAUCGCCCAACAGUAGCAUCGAGCAGAGGAGACCCAGCUCUGGCAGCAGUGGAAGAAUUACACCUCAGAGCGUUGGAGAGAGGAGGACGUCAGGGUCCAGCAGCUCACGGAGACGGAGCCAGAACAUCCAGGUCGCUGAUGGACACAAAGCCACUCGUCAGACGACCCCUCCUAAUGACCCCAGUGUGAGCACGGUGGAACAGCGCCUCCAAGAGCUAAACAGGCAGAGUGCAGCAGCAAGGGGUCGCCUAUUGGAGCUUAUUGAGCAACAGAAACACGUUUCUUCCAAAGUUUCUCCUUCUGUCUCCCCCAUCCCUACGUCUGCCUUCAGCCCACAAACAGCAGCUGGAGGAGGAAGUCCAGACGUGUCCGUGCUGCCGCCUGCACAGGAGCUUCUGUCACAGGCCGGUGGUGAGAGACGAUCUGCUGGUUCUGAAGUGUCUUCUCACAGAUAUGAGGGAGAAACCAGAGGUGGAAAAACACAGAUGGAGAAGCAGAGAGAGAGAGAAGGCUGGUUUUCCUUGUCCGCUCAUGUCAGAUGAUUCAUUAUUCACCCUGAGAAACCUGAGGACAUUUUAUUAAAUUCUGUCUUUUAAUAUUUUACCUGCACAUUUCAAUAGCUGAUUUUAAUUGAAUGAUUUUAAUAUAAAACUUUUAAAUUAA
This is a messenger RNA of Hippoglossus stenolepis (Pacific halibut), 2928 nucleotides long. RefSeq names its product spindle and centriole associated protein 1 (gene spice1). NCBI's taxonomy places the organism in Eukaryota, Metazoa, Chordata, Actinopteri, Pleuronectiformes, Pleuronectidae. Gene Ontology annotation, cellular component: centrosome; spindle; centriole. The transcript has 18 exons. The record is from RefSeq and is a predicted model, not a curated record. Gene Ontology annotation, biological process: regulation of centriole replication; metaphase chromosome alignment; mitotic spindle assembly. The coding region runs from base 489 to 2807 and encodes 772 amino acids.